Vitis vinifera (wine grape) is the source of this 1666-nucleotide messenger RNA. RefSeq lists its product as uncharacterized. Gene Ontology annotation, molecular function: protein binding. NCBI's taxonomy places the organism in Eukaryota, Viridiplantae, Streptophyta, Magnoliopsida, Vitales, Vitaceae. The transcript has a single exon. The record is from RefSeq and is a predicted model, not a curated record. Bases 85 to 1488 code for a protein of 467 amino acids.
CAAAACCAUCUCCUUCCACCUCUUUCUCUCUCUCCCUAUCUGUUUACGGACUCGCUCUCCCUCUCUCUCUCCCCGUGGGCUUUUAUGGAGAACUACACUUAUACCUCCUAUGCGGACUCCGGCGAGUCUUCGCCCAGAUCCAGAGAGCUGGAGUUUGAAAACAGUGGCGCCGCUUCAUGGGAGGACCAGCCUCUCCACCAACCUUCCAAGGUCAAGUUCAUGUGCAGCUAUGGCGGCAAGAUCCAACCUCGUCCCCACGAUAACCAGCUCUCCUACACCGGCGGCGAGACCAAGAUUCUCUCUGUUGAUCGCUCCAUCAAGUUCUCCCCCCUAAUCAACAAGCUCUGCGCCCUCUGCGAGGCCGACGUCUGCUUCAAGUACCAGCUUCCCGGAGAGGAUCUCGACGCUUUGAUCUCUGUCACCAACGACGACGAUCUCGAGCACAUGAUGCACGAGUACGACCGCUUGUGUAGGCCGUCGGCCAAACCCGCCAGGCUGAGGUUGUUCCUUUUUCCCGCCACUCCGCCCAGUGUUGGCUCCGGUGACAUGAAAACCGAGCGUGAGCGGUUCUUUGAGGCUAUGAAUUCGGGUCCGAUUCAAUCCGUUGACGCGACAUCGCCUCCGGCAACCGCGCCGCCGAGCAAUGUGGAUUUUUUGUUCGGUCUGGACAAAGGGGUCUCGCCGCCUGCUCCGGUGGCGAAGUUGCCAGUUCCGGUGCCGGAGCCGCCUGUUCCGGCGGAGAUUCCGUCCUUGGUUAAUCCCGGCGGUGACGGUCGGGUUUUCGCAGCCGAUUUGGGGGUGAACCAGGCAGAGAUCCAGAGGCAAAUCCAGGAUCUGCAGAGACUGCAAAUUUCGGCUCAAGAACAAGGCGCGUAUCAGAGGAAAAGCGACGACAACAUGUACGGAGGUUAUGCCGGAGAUUACUAUGUCCAAAAAAUGCCGGAAAAGGCGCCGCCACAGUCGACGAUUCCAGCAACCGUUCCCGCCACAUACUGGCAGGAGAAACGCGCCCCUGGCGGGGGCUUUCCGGGGGGUGUGCCAGCGACGCCAGGACUACAGGAACAACCGGUGUACAUGAUUCCAGCUCCGGCGAGCGUCUAUCACACGCCAGUGGCGCGACCGGUGACUGGUCAAUCCGGUCAGGGUUACUAUGCGAUGAGGAUGGGUCCAGAUGUUUACCGUGAACAGACGCCAAUGUACAGCGUCAUGCAGCAGCCACCUGUACAGGCUACUAUGCCAGCUCCGGCGCCGAAAUUACCGAAUUACAGCGAAGGACUUGGAAUGGGACGGCCAAGCGGAGUUGGGGUGGCGGAUACGGGGUACACUCAGGUGGCGUACGAUAGUCAGGGGAGGCAGGUGUACUACACUGCGCCGGGUGGUGUAGUUGCGCCGUAUCAGACAAUGGCGGCGGUCAGCACCACAUCUGGACCGUUGAAUCAAGAGAGCGGCAAGGUAACCGCGGCCAAGCUUUCACAAGCAUCGGUGUGAGUAUCACAUUAUAUAUAUAUAUAAAAAUAUUUAUAUCUUAAUUUUCGGAAAUAAGUUAAUUAUGUGUCAUGCCUGUUUUGAAUUUUGUAAUAAUUACAACUUCUGUUUUGUAAAUAUGCCUUUGCAGAUCUUACGAAGUUUAUUAUUACUCUAAUUAAACUACAAUUAUUAUGUCAAA